This is a messenger RNA of Pecten maximus, 3712 nucleotides long. RefSeq lists its product as uncharacterized. NCBI's taxonomy places the organism in Eukaryota, Metazoa, Mollusca, Bivalvia, Pectinida, Pectinidae. The transcript is spliced from 5 exons. The record is from RefSeq and is a predicted model, not a curated record. Bases 122 to 1711 code for a protein of 529 amino acids.
AAUUAACAUUUUUAGCGUACCUUUUUGUUCGCUGUAGGAAGUCCACCAAAGAAGCGGUAUUUUCAAGGAAGUCGUGCCUAAUCUGUCUACCUUUUAUGUUAUACAACCUCAAAACUACAAGAUGUUGGACUUGUCCAAAAUUAAGGAGGAUUUCUCAUUAAUGGUGAAGGAAGCCCAGCCAUGGACCCUCACACAAUUUGUCAUGUGGCUCGACCUUAAACUGUCUGAAUACAAAAUUAAGGGCUAUAUGGUGCUAGAUCAUGAGAAAACAACUAAACCCCGUUGGUUAAGUCCGGAUGAUGAUAAUGAUGCGGGCAAUGAUGUGGCCCCUCAGCCACCAAGCUGUCCAAAGUGUACCUCUAACAAUCCAGGACAAUCAAGGGCAGAUAACUCAAAUCAGAUACAGCAAAGAAGAAACCAAAACACAUUUCAGCGGCAGCAACAAAGAAAUAGAAAUUUGCAUUUUCGGCGUCAAGGGAAUGAAUCAUAUAUAAACGAAGUUCUUAAUGUAGGGGACAAUGUACAAAAUUCCAGUUCAAGGGGAGGUAAUAAAGACAUGAUGCCGCAAGUUAUAUCGUUAGAACCUGCUACCGACCUAACAGCAGAGGACAUCAAAGAAAUGGACAAAGUUUUUCAAAGCAAAGAUUCGUCAAAUGUUGAUGAUGAUGUUGUAGAGAUAACGCAUCCUGCUAGCAGGGGACUUCAGCGCCACCGUAGACCUCUAGUUUCAUCCACAGUAACAUCAAAACAAGAAAGCAGUCAUGGUUUUAUAACAGCUGGGAGCAUGACAGGGUCAUCUUUUAUACAGGAGGGACAUGAUCAGGAAUCAUUCUCGCGUCCUCCUCGAGAAGAUUCCCCACCCAAAAGACAGGUAGCCAUGGUUGACUUAUCCCGUGCAUCAGUUCCAGAAGAAUCUGAAUCAUCUUACGACCCACCACCACCCAGUAUUAGACCCGAAUUGUUAAUGAGUGCUAGAAAUGAGUCGUCACAAAACAUGUCUCAGAACCACCCAGCAUCCAGCAGUGGUUUGUCUGAGCAGCCCGUCGCGAUGCCUGUACCAGUAGCACUCCAUGUAGCGAGGCCUAGUGACCCGGGAGGGUCAACACCUAUGGAAACCUCCUCCUCCAUUGAUCCAUCCACCACAGAAAUCAAACAAGAAGUUAACGACGGUUUCGACGAUUGUUUCCUAACAGGUACAGAUGAACAGAACAGUCAGAUGUAUAUGAUGGGCGACAACAGUUUAUCGGACAGCGAAGCAAGUUUUAAUCAAGGACAGGCAUACUCCCCACAACAGAACCCCGGCGCUGGUGGCAUGACUCCUCUCGGCUUUGGUCAAGGUCUUUACACUGUAGGCGAACAAGAAGUUGAUUUACCGAAAUUCGAAGAUCCCUUAGUGCGACGAGUAUUAGAAGACGGUGCUGCCCCCUCACGACAUAUGUGGUCCAAGAUUAUCACGAGAUGUGCGUAUCAUAUGCUGUCGAAAGGAGUCCCACACAAACAUGACUAUCAGUUGUUCAGUAAAGCCUUUUAUCUGCGAUAUCCAUGUAUAGGAACGAAUCGAGGGCCUAAUCCAUGGUGGGAGUUUGCUAAAGGUGUUUCCCAAAAAGUGCGCAACUUACGUAAGCAAUUUCGUAGCCGGCAACACUAUCUGGCCAAAUCUUUAACUACUCCUGAAACCUCGGCCUCGGCUGACUCUGCAGGUGUGCAGUAAAACCAGACCAUAGGUACAGUUUUAAAACGACCUGACUUCAGUUUCUCAGAUUCUCAGAUUUCUUUGUGAAACAGUCAGCAUGCUCCCAGUUCUCAGAAUGUCUACAUUGUCUACAGAAAAUAACAAAAUAAUUACCUGAAAAAGGCUUUGCAAUUUGGCCAACAAACUUCAAAAGGGAAGAAAAUUUUGGAAUUUUGGAAAGUUGAUUUUGAAGGUGUUGUAAUAUGUGGAGGAAGUUUUCUGGAAUGACAGCCAGUAAUGUAAUUGAGUGUGAAGGUGGAUAUUUAAGGUUUAUAUUUAAUUCACAAUCUGAAUAUCUAUGAUACAAAAUUAAACAAAAUGUUAAGACCCUCUGGUUUUGAUUUAUAAGAUAAGUUUUUAAUCACUUGACCAAGACACCCCUUUCCUCAAAGGACUCCUGUAAAAACAUUUUGAACUUUAAUUAAGCUGACUCAAAUCAUAUUUAUUCUCCAAUGAAAUAUUAUUAUUGAUGACAUUUGUGAAACAGGUGUUACAAGUACCCCUUGUCAUGGGACAGUUGAACUACUGUUCUUAAUUUUAUAUUUAAUUUUGAAGAAAAAUAUUUAUUGUAUGUCACAAGAUGCCGUGUAUUUAAAUAAUCCACGUUAUGUGUAAAGUUGUAAUCGUAAUUGUAAAUAUCUGUGUACCAUAUACCACACAUAGUAAAUUUAUUACAAUUUAAUUAAGUAUUAAGUUUGUCUGUAGCAGCAAUUUGACGAAAGAGAAUUGACCCAGAAUCGCGAAUCGCGUUCCAGAUGUAUUCAGAUAGAGUCCUAAGUCUGUCUGGUUUUGUACUGUAUACAUGUACAUACAAUAUAUUUUAUUACUCAUCAAAUACUAUUAAUAUGACAUGUUGCUCCGUAUGUACAGGUCUUCCUAUAGUAAAAAGGGGUGUGGCUUUCGUUACGGAAAUCAGUUACUGCUUACGUAUUAUCAUCUUUUUUAUACCAAAUUUUUUUUUCCUUUUUUUUUUUAAGUCGACAUGUGCAGUUGACAAGUUCUUAAGAUGAUGCAUAUUUCAUCACCAAAGGCAUGUGAUGUAUGAAAACAGGGUACUAUAUCUGUGUUGGAUAUUUUACCAGGCCUGAUAUCAUCACAUAGACCUGUGUGAAAUCCUCGUUAAAUAUCUAUAUGAUACUGAUGAAUCACCAGCAUGGUGUUAAUCGUUGUAUACAGUUAUUGACUUCUUAUCAGGAUCAUUGAGGAAUCAUAAUAAAAGUGUUAAUUUAACAUUAAUCAUUUAAUCAUUUUCAUCCGAGUACAUGAGAAAUAUAUCAACAUAACUUAUUAUAUAGUGACAAUAAUAUUAAAUUACUGCUGUGUGUUGUAUUCAUUUGACCAUUUCCCUCGAUUUCAUUGUUGUUAUACGUGAAAGGUUUAAAUUGUACAAGGUAUACUUGUUCACUAGAACUGUUGUUUGACUUCAUGGUUUGAUCAAUGCAAUGCAUUAACAGUUCUGCAGGAUUCUAGAAAUGAAAAAUUUAAACUAUAUUAUUAACAUUGAUAUUUAUUUGUAAAGAGAAACCUUCACCAAAUCAUUAGUAGUGUAUUCUGUAAUAUAAUAUAAGUCAUAGAGAAAAUAAUUUUGUCAGAAGAAGAAAAUGUGAAACAUUCAUAGACAUCUGACACUAUAUAAAUAGUUAUUAUAUACUAUCUACGUAUUGUUUUGUUUUAUUUUAGCCGACAGUUCAGGAGUAAAAUUUAAGGUUAUAAAUUACAUGUAUAGGUGUUUUGACAUGUAUAAUCUAUAUCUUAUACUACUUUGUAUAAUGUACAGUAUACUACUUUGUAUAAUGUACAGUAUACUACUUUGUAUAAUGUACAGUAUACUACUUUGUAUAAUGUACAGUAUACUACUUUAUAUAAUGUACAGUAUACUACUUUGUAUAAUGUACAGUGAACUGACAAAAAUAUUCGUAUUGUAAAUGUUUCCUAUUUUGUUCCAUUUGUAAUGUUUUGAAUAAAUUUUGUUAUCUCAAA